AUGGCAGCCGACCACGCCGACAUCUACGACUCGAUGACGAUGCAGUCAGACAGCGAGACAUACGACCAGCCCGACGUCUCACCACCGUCGUCGCCUUCCUCGGACUCCGCAUCGCCAUUGAUCCUCUACUCACCACCUACCUUCUGGGGCCUGGUGCGGGGCGCCGCCAUCAACCUCCUUCUGCCUUUUGUCAACGGUCUCAUGCUGGGCUUCGGCGAGCUAUUUGCAAACGAGCUCGCUUUCCGCUUUGGCUGGUCAAACACAAAGGUCUUCCCCAUGCACAGACGAGUCGGUCCCGGUGUCGAGAUGCGAGUGGACCCCAUCGAGAAGAGAAGACGCAAUGGACAAGAGUUGGAUGCCUACACGAGCUUGGAGUAG
Messenger RNA from Aureobasidium subglaciale EXF-2481, 378 nucleotides. RefSeq lists its product as uncharacterized. NCBI's taxonomy places the organism in Eukaryota, Fungi, Ascomycota, Dothideomycetes, Dothideales, Saccotheciaceae. The record is from RefSeq and is a predicted model, not a curated record. Gene Ontology annotation, cellular component: mitochondrial outer membrane. Bases 1 to 378 code for a protein of 125 amino acids. The transcript is spliced from 2 exons. Gene Ontology annotation, biological process: protein insertion into mitochondrial outer membrane; mitochondrial outer membrane translocase complex assembly.